This is a messenger RNA of Phoenix dactylifera (date palm), 1625 nucleotides long. RefSeq lists its product as uncharacterized. The record is from RefSeq and is a predicted model, not a curated record. Lineage: Eukaryota; Viridiplantae; Streptophyta; Magnoliopsida; Arecales; Arecaceae.
GACCCCAGAAGACCCGUUCGCGGAGUCGGGCAAUAGCCGUUCGACUCUCUCUCUCUCUCUCUCUCUUCCCAGAAAAAGAGGAGAGGCGAAGGAGACGACGACAAGAGCGAAACGAAUCGAUCAUUCGAACGCGCAUUCCCAAAUACCCUCGAGAUCCGGUCCUCCAGCUUUAAUCCAAUCUUUCUGGUUUUUUUUUCCUUCUUUCUCUGACGCCGAUCUCUUCUUUGCUUCCUCUCUAAUGGGAAAGGAAUCCGAUGCUUGUUAGGUUGCCGUUAAAGGUAAGGACUCGAUUUGGUGCGCGUGCGGGAUAUCGAGCUACAAGGUUCUUGAUUUUUGUUUCUUGAUUGGAUUAUUGGGUUAGAUUGUGGUCGUAAAAAAGAAAAGUUGGAUUCUUCGAUAUUUGGAGGAUUUUGUAGCUGUUUUCCUGCGGAAUUUGAGCUGAAAUGGAAGGAAGGGAGCUCCGGCGGAGCAUGACGCUCUCCGACCAGCUGUCCAUCGAGGACUUGCCCAAUCCUAAGGUAGCUCCUCGGACGGUGGCGGCCGCCGGCGUCUCGGAGAAGCGGGAGACCUUCGCCGCCGGGAGCGGCCGGGGCAGCGUCAGCACCCGGACUUUGAUGGACAUCAUCAAGGAGGAGCACGACGCCAACGGGGGCGCCGGCCCCAGCAUCAACUGGAAAUCCUUCAAGGAGCGCAUUCGCCAUCGACGUGCCGCCGGCUCCGGCGCCGCCGCUGCCUGGGUCACUCCCCCCGCUCCCAUCUCCGAUCCCGAGGUCGUCGUCUCCGUCCGCCCCAACCCUGCUGCUGCCCUCGGCCGCUCCAUCUCCCGCUCCGUCUCCGUCCAGAACGCCGACGUGCCCUUCCCGGGGUCCCCCUCCCGCCGCCGAGCCAUCGUCACUGAGUACAACCCCACCGCCGCCAGCACGGCAGCCGAGGAGGAGGGGUCGGACUCUCCGGCGAGCGGCGGCGGCGGCAGAGGCGCUGCGGAAGAAGGGGAGGGGAGCGAAGGGUCCAACCGCAGUGUCACCGGCGAGGCGGAGGCGGCGGCGCUGCCGGCGGCGGAGGAGCAGCCGGUGAGGAUUUCCUUGAUGGCGCUGCUGGAGCAGACGGACAGGUGGGGCGGAGAUGGCGAAGAGGCGACGGAGGAGGAGGUGGUGGAGGAGGGGGAGGAGGUCGACGACGAGGGGGAAGGCGGCGGGAUGUUCCAUGUGUGCUGUGUGUGCAUGGUAAGGCACAAAGGUGCUGCCUUUAUCCCCUGCGGCCACACCUUCUGCCGGCUGUGCUCGCGGGAGCUGUGGGUGAGCCGCGGCAAUUGUCCCCUCUGUAAUGGCUUCAUCCUUGAGAUCCUUGACAUCUUCUAGUCCUCUCUAUAUUCUACAUUGUCCCCAUCCCCAUUGGUAAUCUUCUUCUUCUUCUUCUUCUUCUUCUCCCCACCUUCCUACUUUAACUAUUGAAUUAAAUGUUCUUCUUUUCUUCUCCAAGAAAUUCUUCUGGAGGUCUGAUGACCAUGUUCUUAAAGCUGGAUUGAUGAUAUGAGGGGGAAAUGGGCUAAUGAUAAUAAUAUAAUUGUAAUUUAUGAUGUAUGAUCGCUAUAAUGGAUAAGAGUUGAUGAGGACAUUGCUUGUUUA